AUGGCAGACUUUGCGCCCUAUCAAGAUAUUCCCGAGACUGCACGCGCUCUCAGCCCGCCCAUCGCCUCUCCACGUACCUCGCUUGAUCGCACGCGCAACAUCGGCACCGCCGCCGUAACCUCACCCACAAGCCAGUCAUACCAGCAGAGUGAUUAUUUUGGCGGCGAUGAUGUGGAGGAGCAGCCGGAGCGCGUGCCGUGGAAUGCGUCCCUGGGAGGCCCCAGAGAAGAUGUCGACAUGUUCUCUACAAGCAUUGGGUUAAGAAUGGACUAUGCGGCGUGUCUGGCAUACUUGCUACUUCCUCCUGCGGGGCCUGUGGCACUGUUGAUAUUUGAGCAUCGGAGCGACUAUGUGAGGUGA
This is a messenger RNA of Didymosphaeria variabile, 360 nucleotides long. RefSeq lists its product as uncharacterized. The record is from RefSeq and is a predicted model, not a curated record. NCBI's taxonomy places the organism in Eukaryota, Fungi, Ascomycota, Dothideomycetes, Pleosporales, Didymosphaeriaceae. The transcript has a single exon. The coding region runs from base 1 to 360 and encodes 119 amino acids.